AUGGGGAGGAUUCCUGCCGUGGCUGCUGCCAUCGUAGUGGCCUUACUGGUCUGCUGCUCGUGUGAGGUUCGAGGUAAGGAGGAUGAAGAUGUGCUGGACUCCCUCGUCGAUUUCCUGACCAAGCUCGCCGGUGGCGACGAGAAGACGGCGAGCGACCUCGGCUGGGACGCGUCGACCGACCCCUGUGACGGCACCGGCGGCCGCAACGGCAGCGACUCGAAGUGGGGAGGGACCGUCAAGUGCUUCGAGAACGGCGCGAGCAACGCCGGCCUGAUCAAGGUUAUCGACCUCCAGUCCCUAGGCCUCAACGGCACCAUCGACGCGGAGUCGCUCUGCGCCGCACCGGCGCUCCGCGUGGUGAGCCUGCAGAACAACACGCUGCGCGGCGGCCUCCCCGCGGGCGUCUCGGCCUGCUCGGGCCUCACCCACCUCUACGUCGACCGCAACCAGCUCUCCGGCGCCCUCCCGAGCUCCCUCGGCAACCUCAGGAAGCUCCACGUGCUCGACGUCUCCAGGAACGACUUCUCCGGCGAGAUCCCCGCCGGCCUCAGCGACGUGCGCGGCCUCAUAAGGUUCAACGCCAACGACAACCACUUCCAAGGCACCAUUCCUGAUUUCGACCUCGACAAGUUCGAGACCUUCAACGUGUCCAACAACAACCUCACCGGACCUAUCCCGAAGAACACCGGACGCUUCCGCGACGACAGCUUCGCGGCCAACGCUGCCGGCAUGUGCGGAGAGCCCAUGUUCUCCCCGUGUCCCUCCGGGGAGAGCAAAUCAAAGAAGACGCGGAGGAUCCUCAUGUACCUCGGGUACGUCCUCCUCGGUGCCGUCAUCGUGGCAUUCGUCGUGUACAAGCUCUGCUCCAGGAAGAGGAACAAGCUGGGCAAGAAGGCCAUGGAGAAGCUGGUGGUCUACGAGUUCCAGAGCAACGGCAGCCUCCACAAGCUACUCCACGCAAUCAUCAUGAACAAUCUGCUAACACAUGCCAACUUUUAUGACUCCUUGCAGAAGAUAAACAAUUCCCGAUUCUUUCUCAUUACUACUUCGCAGUAA
Molecule: messenger RNA, 1056 nt
Organism: Triticum dicoccoides
Lineage: Eukaryota; Viridiplantae; Streptophyta; Magnoliopsida; Poales; Poaceae
Product: receptor-like protein kinase BRI1-like 3
Exons: 4
Coding region: 1-1056 (351 amino acids)
Molecular function (GO): protein binding
Source: RefSeq, a predicted model, not a curated record